Molecule: messenger RNA, 3702 nt
Organism: Mandrillus leucophaeus (drill)
Lineage: Eukaryota; Metazoa; Chordata; Mammalia; Primates; Cercopithecidae
Gene: MSL1
Product: male-specific lethal 1 homolog (Drosophila)
Exons: 9
Coding region: 39-1280 (413 amino acids)
Cellular component (GO): MSL complex
Source: RefSeq, a predicted model, not a curated record
CCGGGACCCUGGCGGCCAGCGAGGGCAGAUGGAAGAGUAUGAGGAAGAGCCCUCUCGGGGGUGGUGGCGGCUCGGGAGCUUCCAGUCAGGCCGCCUGCCUCAAACAGAUCCUUCUGCUGCAAUUGGACCUCAUCGAACAGCAGCAGCAGCAGCUGCAGGCCAAGGAAAAGGAGAUCGAGGAGCUGAAGUCAGAGAGAGACACGCUCCUUGCUCGGAUUGAACGUAUGGAAAGGCGGAUGCAGCUGGUAAAGAAGGAUAACGAGAAAGAAAGGCACAAGCUGUUUCAGGGCUAUGAAACUGAAGAGAGAGAGGAAACAGAGCUAUCUGAGAAAAUUAAACUGGAGUGCCAGCCGGAGCUUUCUGAGACAUCCCAGACUCUGCCUCCCAAGCCUUUCUCAUGUGGGCGGAGUGGAAAGGGACAUAAAAGGAAAUCCCCAUUUGGAAGUACAGAAAGAAAGACUCCUGUUAAAAAGCUGGCUCCUGAAUUUUCAAAAGUCAAAACAAAAACUCCUAAGCACUCUCCUAUUAAAGAGGAACCCUGUGGUUCCUUAUCUGAAACUGUUUGUAAACGUGAAUUGAGGAGCCAAGAAACCCCAGAAAAGCCCCGGUCUUCAGUGGACACCCCACCAAGACUCUCCACUCCCCAAAAGGGACCCAGCACCCAUCCCAAGGAGAAAGCCUUCUCAAGUGAGAUAGAAGAUUUGCCGUACCUUUCCACCACAGAAAUGUAUUUGUGUCGUUGGCACCAGCCUCCCCCAUCACCGUUACCAUUACGGGAAUCCUCUCCAAAGAAGGAGGAGACUGUAGCAAGGUGUCUGAUGCCAUCAAGUGUUGCAGGAGAAACUUCAGUCUUGGCUGUUCCUUCUUGGAGGGACCACUCAGUAGAGCCUCUAAGGGACCCAAAUCCUUCAGACCUUUUGGAGAACCUGGAUGACAGUGUGUUUUCGAAGCGGCAUGCAAAACUGGAGCUGGAUGAGAAGAGAAGGAAAAGAUGGGAUAUUCAGAGGAUCAGGGAACAAAGAAUUUUACAGCGACUGCAGCUCAGAAUGUAUAAAAAGAAAGGAAUUCAGGAAUCUGAGCCUGAGGUUACCUCAUUUUUCCCUGAGCCAGAUGAUGUUGAAAGUUUGAUGAUUACCCCCUUCUUGCCUGUUGUAGCAUUUGGACGACCAUUACCAAAAUUAACUCCACAGAAUUUUGAGCUACCCUGGUUGGAUGAGCGUAGCCGAUGCAGGUUGGAGAUCCAGAAGAAGCAAACACCUCACCGGACGUGUAGGAAAUAGCUGUGCUGGCAAGAACCUUGUCUUCAGAUAGUUGUAGCAUGCCAUUCCAGAGAGUGGCAGAGACCUGUAUAUGUGACCUUUGUCCUCACAUAUGUUAUCACUCGCUGAUAAUACCCUUUCAUACUCCCUUGACUUUGUUUUCAUCACUCUGAUUUCACAAAAACUCUUCCAUUUGGCUAUUUGUGAGUUAUGGAGGGUGAUUGGGAUUUCUUUUCCCUUUUUUGGGAAAUGGGCUCUCAAGCUAAAGCUAUAGGCUGGCAGAUUCAGAAGUUUCAGGGGUCUGUUUCUAUACAUUUGCCUAUGUUAAAGGGGUAAAAGGGCUCUCUUCAUUAGACAUGUGGAAGAUGAAGCAACCCCUUCCUUUAGAACUGUGCCUGCAUGGCACUCUUCUCACCCUGGUACACCCUCCUUAUAGUGGGUAUAGUGAUUUUUAACCCUAAAACAAAACAAACAACCUCACCAUGAGCUUUAGGACCAGAUGAGGAAUGACAAGUGAAGCGAUGAAGCAAGCCAUCUUCACAGAGUAUAAAAGACAUCGGAGAGUUGGUAGAUAACUGUGAAGAUAGUUGUUCUCUUAAAACUAUUCUGUGAUACAGUCAUGUGGAAAGGGAUGUUUGGCUGUGAUUGUUUUCUCAGUUAAUGGGUAACUGAAUUUCUUUACCCCUCAAAAAACAAAAUAUUUGGAAAAGAAAGUGGGGAUGGUUAGUUUCAGAACAAGUUACAGCUGUAAACAAAAGCAGUUAGCAUUUGGGAUGGCAUGCCAAAACCUGUAUAGAUGUCCUUGUAUCACAUCACUUCUCAAGUAUUCCUUCAUUGGGCUUCAUCCUUUUAGCUGGGCUCUUGGUGGUGGGAUAGAGACUUAAGGAGGGUAGAGGGAGAGUGUGGAAAUAGGUGCUUCCUUUGGCUGGCAAAUGUCUACAUCUUGAAACAAACAGAUGUACCUAAUGAGCUUCUCCAUUCACUUUGUAAAAAUAAGAUUUGUAUGUGUACCAUCUUGGUCCUCUCCCCUCCCCCAUUUUGUUAAACUAUCAGGAUAGCACUCCCAGGCCACUUUGGUCUCAGUGUAAGAUCCCUAUUAACUAUCUGAAAGGAAAAUAGAGCCAAGACCUCUGGUCUCAAAUAUAUAGGAAUUGCCUUUCUUUAGUCUUCAGGACUAUUGUGUGAAAACAAGUAGGGGUCUAAUCUCCUAGAAGGUAGGGGCUUUUAUCCUUAAAGAGAAUAUGUCCCCAGAUUAUUAGCACUUUUAGAGGAGAAGCCAAGGUAUGUAGGGUGUGUGGCUGGCCCAUCAGUGGAGCACGAGAGAGAAUGGGAUACCAUUGUGAGAAGAGAAGAAAAGUUCCUCAGGGGCCUCCCACUGCUAAAGCUUUUUGUGAGAUGUUGAUCUGUGCUUCCCGGAUUUGACUUUUAAAGGAAUUAUUCUGGCAGCACAUGUAGUAUUCUUGGAUGAUCUUGCUGCUCUUAUUUCUCCUUUUGUGUGUGUGUGUGUGUGGCUAUGGGUUUUCAUUUGUAACUCCAUCUGCUUAGGAGAGUGGGCUCUCUAUAAGGGAACCUGCUGUAAACUUCAUUGCAGCAAGGAUGUAGAGAGAAAUAGGACUUAAUUCCACUAGGGGCUCUCAUCUCACACCUUAAGGAGAAGGAGAUUUCUAGAAAAACUGGGCCAGAUUUUCUUUGUUCUCCAUCAUUUUAAUGUGGCAGGAUGUUCAAUUUUUCUUACUCUUACCUAUGUUAUAUUUCUUCAUAACGUGUCCAAAAAGAAGAAAGACGCAAUCAGUGUCUCUUAACUUUGUUCUUUGAUCCCUCUCAGUUUCUUCUUGAUUUCAGCAUGUGUCAGAUUCCUAAUUUUGGAUAUGAGUUAGCAAAUUUAACCAUUAUGUUUGUGCCCUACCCAGGGGACUCCCCAGUUUCUGACUUGAAGUAGACUGAGAAGAAUCCACGAGGUGCUAUUUGGCCAGACUUAAGUAGAUUCUAUUUCCUUGGUUCUCCCUCUCCCUGAGGACCUCUUAUUUUAUUGUCCCGUCUUCUAGGUUAAUUCUCCUUUGAUUUGACUUUGUUGAGAAGGAGGUUGGAGAGUAGAUUAGCAAAGUUCCAAGUGCAAAAUUACAGUGUGUUAGAGUGUGGGGGGAAAAUUAGUCUUAUUUUUCCCUACAUGGGAUACAACACUGUGAAUUCAAUCUUCAACUGAAGGCCCUGCAGUUCUCCUAAAACAUAGUUGUUUGUUUUUCUUUAACAAAGUUUAAGCUAGUGUUAAUAAAUUAAAAAAAAAUUGCUUGUCUGUCUACUUCAGCUUUGUUUUAUGCCCAUUUCAUAUUGUUGUCUGUGUUGUAAUUCAUAACUUUUGAUACCAUUUCUGAUGUGUAAAAUUGGUUGUCUUGUAAAUAUCUUAUAAAGAGUUCAAUUGUAAAUAAACUAUUGUGGCUGUUAA